AUGCUCCAAUACGCUAUUCUGUUAGCUGCUUUGACGGCCGUCAACGCCGAACUUGAAUCGAUUCAAGUGAUCAUGAGACAUGGCGAUCGUGCACCUUCUUUUGCAUUUCCUCACGACAAUAUGGAAAUUCUCAAAGAAUAUUUUCCGCGUGGCCUUUCGCAGCUCACCGAGCAAGGUUUUGAGCAGGCCAAAGAGUUGGGCGAAUGGCUUCGUGAAGAAUAUGCGAUGAAAGUCGAUUUCCUGAAAGGAUUUGAUAGAAAACAGGUUCACGUGCGCUCAAGCGAUAAAGAUCGAUGCAUCGAAACAGCGAUGGGUGUCAUGGAGACAUUGUUCCCCGGCGAGCGUGUCCCAAUCCAUACCCACGAGAACUACAAGCAGGACCUUCUUCUGAAGCCCAACAGUGUGCCGUGCCAAAAGGCGCAACGGCUAGCGCAAGCUGAUAAAAAGAGAUGGAGAGAAAUUGUGAAUGUCGAACACGCCGAUCUUUUCAAUUUUCUCUCAAAGAACACUGGAUGGAACGUUGAUGCCUCAAAUAUUGAAGAUGUCUACAACGUGCUUUAUCGAAAGUUUGUUAACAAUGUGCCUCAGCCGGAAUGGGUGACGAAGGCGGAUCAUGCGAAUCGCACAAUAUUGGGACGGGUCGUCGAGCUCAAAAGACAAUCGCGAAUGAUUUCCUACGACACUUUGGAGAAGUCAAAACUCCGAACUGGCUACCUUGUCGGGCAGAUUUUGAAAAACUUCGUUGGGUCGCCGAGAAAAUUCACUUUGUACGCUUCCCAUGAUGCCACUCUCACCUCGCUUCUUUACAAUCUUGGUGUUUCGCGCCACCAACUUCCACCAUAUGCGUCUGCAGUGAUUUUCGAGCUUCACAAUGUCGACGGUCGGCGAUUUGUGAAGAUGAUGUUCCGCGAUUCGCCGCUUCACCUUCCCACCAUUAUGGAGCCAUGCAACGGCCUUCAACUCUGUCCGCUUGAAGAUUUCCAAAAACUCGUCGAGCCAAGAAUCGUCAAAGAUCGCGACGAGUUUGAACUCCUCUGCGAGAAUCACAUGGAGCCGCUGCCAAUAAGCUACCAGGACGACGAGAUGUCCUCGCUGCUGACCAACAGCCCAAUCCUCAUGGGAUUGGUGUCAAUGAUCGAUUAUUCAAUGCAAGGAGGGAAAUAA
Caenorhabditis bovis is the source of this 1164-nucleotide messenger RNA. Lineage: Eukaryota; Metazoa; Nematoda; Chromadorea; Rhabditida; Rhabditidae. The record is from the annotation of a GenBank genome assembly.